ACCUCCCCACGCGCCAACGCUGCCAUUGAGGAUGACUGACCUCCUCUUUUCGUCACGUCGGCUCCCGACUAUUGAUUACUCUCGACGAUUACCCUGCCCUUGGACCCAAUGGCAACCGGGAGGUGGAACCACCCUCCAGCGACAACCGCAGGGCCAAGAGGAACCAGUUUGAUUUCUCCUCUCGGCAGGGCUGACUUGGGCAAAUGCCAAUCCCUUCUGCCUGGGCUGUCCGUUCGCGUUCGGAUUAUAAUAAGAGUCGGGCAUACUGCCCUUUGCCCAUCCCCCCGGCUCAGUCCCAGCUUUUUUCCCGUUGUCGGUGCUCACCUCCCAUACCACCCACCAUGUCAUACUACGGUCAACAACAACCGCCACCUCCACCACAGGGAUAGUACGUUAGCAAAGGAGUCGCCGAAUCUACUAGGUGACCCUGUUACUAAUGAGAUUCUCCAGUUACCCACCUCCCGGUGGUCAAUACCCACCCCCCCAGCAAAUGCAGUAUGCUCCCCCGCAAGAGCAGUCGCAAUCCAAGGACCGUGGGUGUCUCACCACCUGGUAUGUGCUGACCCUGAACCAAGUUGGCCUGGCGUUGGCUAACUGCUCUCAGUCUUUUGACCAUGUGCUGUUGUUUUCUCUGCGAGGAGGCCUGCGAGUGCUGCUUCGAGAUUGUGGAAUGCUUAUGUUGUGGAUGCUAAUCGCGGUGCUGUACUAUACCUUUGUUUGGGAUUGCUCCUGCUUCUGU
This is a messenger RNA of Aspergillus japonicus CBS 114.51, 739 nucleotides long. RefSeq lists its product as uncharacterized. The record is from RefSeq and is a predicted model, not a curated record. Bases 109 to 594 code for a protein of 161 amino acids. Lineage: Eukaryota; Fungi; Ascomycota; Eurotiomycetes; Eurotiales; Aspergillaceae. The transcript has a single exon.